Striga asiatica is the source of this 1513-nucleotide messenger RNA. The record is from the annotation of a GenBank genome assembly. Lineage: Eukaryota; Viridiplantae; Streptophyta; Magnoliopsida; Lamiales; Orobanchaceae.
CCACCUAUCAUAAUACGUGACAUGCCAAAAGCGCACAUUUUUCUUCCCAUUGUUGCUUUGGAAUGAAAACCACGCUAUACACUGGAGAGGCGCACGCACAAGCCCACCCAACCCAACCUUGCCUAUUUUUCUUCUAUUUGUAUUUGUAUGCGGUGACAUUUCCUGAAGCAAUCUAGGGUUUUGUAGAAAUUUCAGGAAAAUCAAAAUUUAAGUUAAUUUAAUCGAAGGAUUUCCUCGGAUGGCGAAGAAGAGGAAAUCUGAUGCGACGCGGCUCGAUGAGGUGGAUCGAGGGAUAUACACUGCUUUCUGCAGUGCCGCCAAUAAUCUAUCUCAGCUGUACUCUCAGGCCAUGAACCAGCAGCGGCUAUCCUUCCAGGCCGGUGAACGACACGCGAUGGAGAAGCUUUAUAGUUGGAUUUUGAGGCAGCAAGAAGAUGGUGUUAGAGUGACGCCUGGUGACAUAGUUGCUUAUGUGCAGAACGAACUCGAUUAUGCAAUAGAGGAGCAGCAACAGCAACCAACACAAAAUAAUCCUAUUCAAUCGACUCACGCUGUAAUCCCAGUAUCUUCCAACUCGUUUGGUCCCACAAAUGUCACACAGGGAUUACGUUCGGGAGGAAACAACACUGACCAGUCCAAGAACAACUCUGUUUUCUCGAAUGCCCUAUCAAGUCCCGUUCGCCGGAGCUUACAGAACUAUCACCUCUCACAGAACGGCCAAUAUGCGAAUAAUUCCACUCGCGUUCUUCAGGAGAAUAACAGCAACCCAAAUCAGCCGAGUUCAAACGACACUUCAAUGGAUAUGCAUGCAGAUAGCCCUUCCCAUGAUUCUCCAUACUAGAAGAUAUGUAUCUGCAUUCUGGGAUCUAAGAAGCACUGUUGGAGGGGAAGUGAAUUGCGGAAUUUUAGGAAAGCAAUGUGGGAAUUUUGUGGGUGUUUGGUGAUGAGUUUAAGCUUUGGUCGAUGAUCAACAAACGUGCCACAAGGUUUGUGCCGAAACGAGGUUUGUCUGGUUUUACGCUGAUAUUUCGAAAAAUGUGCUUUGGUUCUUUGGGUCUCUCAUGUCUGUGUUGAUAUAUUAUUUUAUCAUCCUAGUGUUCUCUCGUAUUGAUUUCUUAUUUGUCAUUGGAUAACAGGACAUGUUUUUCGAUUUCUAUAUAAGUUCGAUUGAUUGAUUAAUCUUGUCUGGGUUUUAUCGUUCUCUGAUGGAGGACUUUUCUACAUUGUGAGUCUUUAUUAAACCUCAAAUGGCUAAAUGCAGGCACAUUUGCUCGCUGCCUGUUCUGUUCUGUUUUAUUCUUUCGUUUAGGAAACAGCCACCUAGAGAAACAGCCAUCCUCCCUAAUCCUUGCCUUUAAGUCAUUUUGGCUUAUUUUAUUUUAUUUAUAUUUUCUUUCUUUUUUCGUUUUCCAAAUUCGUUGCCUUUAUACCUAGCUUUAUGUCAUUUUGGCCGAUUUUGUUCUUUCUUUCCGUUUUGUUUUCCAAAUUAUCAGUUUUAUAUGUGGCCAACAUU